This is a messenger RNA of Histoplasma capsulatum G186AR, 602 nucleotides long. RefSeq names its product SUMO family protein SMT3. The record is from RefSeq and is a predicted model, not a curated record. Gene Ontology annotation, biological process: protein sumoylation. Lineage: Eukaryota; Fungi; Ascomycota; Eurotiomycetes; Onygenales; Ajellomycetaceae. Bases 64 to 354 code for a protein of 96 amino acids. The transcript has 3 exons. Gene Ontology annotation, molecular function: protein tag activity; ubiquitin-like protein ligase binding. Gene Ontology annotation, cellular component: nucleus; septin ring.
CUCACUAUUAAUAGCCUCAAUAAAUCCACCUGCCCCUCCGACGAAUUUCGUUCAUCAAAAGCCAUGGACCAGGCGCCGCAAGAAAACCAGGCCACAGCACCUCCAGCUACAGGACACCUUAAUAUAAAAGUCACCGAUAACAACAACGAAGUUUUUUUUAAGAUUAAACGUACCACCCAGCUCAAAAAACUCAUGGAAGCAUUCUGUACUCGACAAGGAAAGGAUCUAUCCUCUGUACGUUUUUUGUUUGAUGGGACAAGAGUCAGGCAGGACGAUACACCAGAUACACUCGACAUGGCCGAUGGCGAUACCCUGGAGGUUCACCAAGAACAAAUUGGAGGCUAUCUUCCUUGACAAAAACUAAUCCUCGCGGUGGAAAUCCACUUUUAUGCGUCAACUGACUGUUUUCGUCCAUUUUUUAACUGUUGAUGAAAUUAUACCUGUCCUCUUUCGACCAAUUCUUUCUUCUUUACAGCGCCUUCUACAUAUUCUGCAAUUUCUAUGUCAUCUGUACUUGAAUUUGGCCGGCGCACAUGCAACUGAAAAUUUUUUGUAAUUUAGUGUGACGAAUAUCCUGCUUGAAUACCAUGAAAGAAAGAAAA